AUGGCGAUGACUGUGGCGAUCAUCGUAGCACUGUUGGUGGGUUGCUGCGUAGACGUGGCGACUAGCGACGCUCUCACCCAGGAGGAGCGAGCGUACAGCGUGGCGUGCGUACCCUACACAGGUUCUCCCGCCACCGCAGGGAAAUAUCCCAACACCUACGCUUCGGUCGACAAGCGCGCGGCCAACCAGACCGCGGUGAUGGGGGCCUUCUUCCCGCCCGAGUGUCGCAGCCCGCUGGUGGCCCUGACCUGCAUGGGCUCCUUCCUCCGCUGUCAGUUCAACAGCAACUUCCCCCUCUUCGAUGUUUACCCUCCGUGCCGCAGCGUGUGUGAGGCGGUGGUGCUUGGCUGCACAGCCUUCUUCGAGUCGCAGGGCAUGAAGAAGAUGCUACCAGACUGUGACAUGAUCGACAACAGCACCGGCACGCCAUUCCCGGCCUUUCCGCCGGACGGCACGCAAUGCGUCGCGAUGCCACCAGAUAUGUUUGUGCCGUACGGCGAGGCGGACUGUCCCUAUCCGCUCAAGUUCAACUACGACGAUCAGGACUCGUUUACCGCAUCGAGCUACGACCCGACGCAGAUGUGCGUGAUGCCCUGUCCCAACCCUAUGUGGUCCGACGCCGAAUGGACCGCCGGAGUCACCCUCACGCUGGUCGUCAACGGCACCUCCGGCAUCCUCUCCCUAUUCAUCGCGAUCAGUAUGUGUCUGAUGCCUGGCAAGCGACGGUUCCCCGGCACCCUCUUCAUCUACAUCGCGUCCUGUUUGGCGGUGCUGAGCUUCAUUGUAACCUUUUUCCCUAUCAUUUCUGGCGGCGUUACGCGGAUGGCUUGCACGCGGGGCAACCCGCCUCUAGAGGUCACCUUUGACAAUGCUCGCGAAUACGAUGGCGCCGGCGUGCCGUGCAUUCUGCAAGGCGUGGGCAUCCUGUACUUCGCGCUCGUGUCCAGCCUCUGGUGGCUGGCGCUUUGCCUGAGCGUGUUUGACAUGGUGUAUCUCCGACGAAGCGUGCAUCUCAUUCGCAAGUGGCACAUUCCCUACCACUUCAUCGCCUGGGGUCUCCCCUUCUGUGCCGUCAUCGCCGGGUUUGCUGGGACGGCAUACGGCGCCGUGCCGGGCAUCCCCUGGUGCUUCCUGCGGGACAGCGAGUGGUGGUCGUGGGGGCUCUUCUACUUUCCUGUGGCAAUCUUCCUGAUCAUCGGGACCAUCGCCAUGACUUUCUCAGUGUAUCGGUUCAUCAAGGUCGCCAUCUCUAUGUCUGUUCGGUUCCGUUUCCUUGGCCGGUCGGGCGAGUCCAUAGAGCAGGUGGUGCGGCUGCUGUUGCUGCUGCUAGUCUACUGGAUGGUGCUGAUCUACCCCUGGGGCUUCCGAAUCUACUCUCGCGUGAUCGAAGACGACAUUGCGGACGCAUUUGAAAAGCAGAUAAGAUGCAGUGCCGCCACAGGGACUCAAUGUGAGCUGGAAGAGCGGCUUAACAUUGGCGCGUGGUACCUGGUGCAAAUUGCAUUUGGUGCUGGAGGGUUUGCGAUGUUCAUGUGUUGCUGUUCUUCUGAGGUGCUAAGGCUUUGGUGGAACAUCAACAAGAUUAUAUUCACCCAUUCCUUUAGGGACAGUCUGGUGGAGAUCAGGUGGCAGUAG
Acanthamoeba castellanii str. Neff is the source of this 1635-nucleotide messenger RNA. RefSeq lists its product as uncharacterized. The record is from RefSeq and is a predicted model, not a curated record. Gene Ontology annotation, biological process: cell surface receptor signaling pathway. The transcript is spliced from 19 exons. NCBI's taxonomy places the organism in Eukaryota, Discosea, Longamoebia, Acanthamoebidae. Gene Ontology annotation, molecular function: transmembrane signaling receptor activity; protein binding. Bases 1 to 1635 code for a protein of 544 amino acids. Gene Ontology annotation, cellular component: membrane.